Molecule: messenger RNA, 3261 nt
Organism: Ylistrum balloti
Lineage: Eukaryota; Metazoa; Mollusca; Bivalvia; Pectinida; Pectinidae
Product: neurogenic locus notch homolog protein 1-like
Exons: 14
Coding region: 1-3261 (1086 amino acids)
Biological process (GO): establishment or maintenance of epithelial cell apical/basal polarity; heterophilic cell-cell adhesion
Cellular component (GO): protein-containing complex; plasma membrane
Molecular function (GO): calcium ion binding
Source: RefSeq, a predicted model, not a curated record
AUGAAUUCCAGCAGUUGUUGGCUGGCUGAAGCACUCCUGUUCAGUUUGUAUUUAAUACAGACGUCUUACUCAACCUCUUUGCCACCAGUAGAUGUCAAUGUAUGUAGCCCAAACCCUUGUGAGCAUGGCGUGUGUACAGCUUUACGUGGAUACCAGUUCUACUGUACUUGCAUACCAGGAUAUGGAGGCAGUCGAUGUCACCUUCUUUUCCAUGCAUGUGCAACUCACCCCUGUCUGAACGGAGCCACAUGUCAGGUAACUGCUGCAGGCUACACAUGUAAAUGUGCUGAUGGAUAUGUUGGAAGGCAAUGUGAACAAGAAAUGGAUGAGUGUGUCAGUCUUCCCUGUCAGCACGGAGGAAUAUGUACUGACAGACAGGGGUCAUUUAGCUGUGAAUGUCCAGUAGGGUAUACAGGUAUAAGUUUUGACCCUUGUAUGAACCAUGGAGUGUGUAUUCCCAUUGGUCAGUCCCAGCGAUGCCACUGUCUGGCAGGGUUUACAGGUACCCUGUGUCAGACUAAUAUUGAUGAAUGCUCUCUAGCCCCAUCGCUGUGUAAUGGCCAUGGUACAUGUGUUGAUGGGAUAGAUGGCUUCAGUUGUACUUGUUCAGACCACUUUACUGGUCCUACUUGUGAGUCCGAAGUCAAUCCAUGUGAUUCAUUUCCCUGCCUAAAUGGAGGACAAUGUUGCCAUAGAAACAAGUUAUUCUGUCCUUCUGGCUUGGGUUUAGGGGAGUACCAGUGUUAUUGUGAUUCCUCUGCUGGCUACAGUGGAAAUCACUGUGAGUUUUCCAAUCCCUGUCAUAGCCAGCCAUGCCAGAAUGGGGGUUUGUGUACUAUGUCAGGUGAACACCACAUCCAAUGCACAUGCCCACUGACUUUUACUGGUGAGCAUUGUGAUAUACCUCUGCCAUGUGCUAGUCAGCCGUGUGUUAAUGGCGCCCGCUGUGUGGGGACAGGGACAACCUAUACGUGUGACUGUGGCCCCGGUCACACUGGAACUUAUUGUGAGUUCAGGAUCCCUUGUCAUUUUAAUCCUUGUCACAAUGGAACUUGUGUGGUCAGUGAAGGUCAAGAGAUGUGUGAUUGCCCAGCUAAAACCAUCGGUCAAUUUUGUGAGUUUGAACAUCCAUGUGUAAGUCUGCCAUGUAAAAAUAACGGGAUUUGUGAACUGAUAUCAACUGAAGAAUUCAGUUGUACAUGCACGGCUGCUUUUACUGGGAGAUUGUGUGAAUCUAGACUUCCCUGCUCUAUUAUGCCGUGUGAAAAUGGCGGUACAUGCAUUUCUAAUGGAUCAACGACAGAAUAUGAAUGUAAUUGUACUCAGGAAUUUACUGGUAAAAAUUGUCAAAACAAAAGACAAUUCCCUUGUCAGCCUACUCCUUGUUUAAAUAAUGCUACAUGUAUAGAAACAUCAGACAGCUCGUUCCUAUGUAAUUGCCUGGAGGAAUUUGCUGGAAUAACUUGUGAAAAUUUCUUGGAAUGUUCCAAGCAUCCUUGUCAAAAUAAUGCCACAUGUUUGAAUCUACCCAACAAUACAUAUUCCUGUAUUUGUCCUGAAAGCAUAACAGGGCCAAAGUGUGAGACUGUGCUUCCUUGUGCAAGUCAGCCUUGCAAGAAUGGUGCAACUUGUGUUAAUUCAAUUGACAAUUCAGCAUUCAACUGUAGCUGCUUUCCUGGAUAUACAGGACGUUUAUGUGAGAGUUAUGUCCCUUGUAUAACUAAGCCAUGUUUUAAUGGUGGUACCUGUACUAACUCUGGGACAUCAUUUGAUUGUAGCUGUAUACCAACCUAUGAAGGUUUACAGUGUGAGAAGUACACACCCUGUGGAGACAGUCCCUGUGAGAAUUUUGGUGUGUGUAAUGAUAUUAAUGGUUCUUACAAAUGUUCUUGUCCUAUCAAUUACACUGGUCAUCACUGUGAGACUGCCAUUUAUCCUUGUAUCAAAAACCCUUGUCAACAUGGGGGCUUAUGUGAGGAGUUAGGGGUGGGGCUGUAUUCCUGUACAUGUCAGUCAAGCUAUGUUGGUCAUGACUGUGAAAAUUAUGUGCCAUGUGUCAGUGGCCCUUGUCAGAACGGGGGCACCUGCCUAAACAAAGCUGAUACCUUCCAGUGCUGGUGUGUGGAAGGUUUUACUGGGGACAGCUGUGAGAGUCGUGUCCCAUGUGAAGAUAGCUUUUGUGUCCAUGGAACUUGUGAAGAAGGAAAAUGCAUCUGUGAUGCAGGGUACACAGGACAGUCAUGUGACCUGGCUCAGAAAACAUGCAGUCCUGACACCUGUAUCCAUGGCAGCUGUAUAUCAAAGAAUGAUCUGUACAUCUGUGUUUGUAACCAGGGAUAUACAGGCAGUCGAUGUGAAGAGAAGAUAAGCCCAUGUGACCACUCUCCUUGUCAGAAUGGUGCUUAUUGCAGUGAAACAGAUGGAAAUUUUCAGUGUAUUUGUCCACCAGGAUUCUCAGGGAUAAGAUGUGAGCUUGGUGUAAAUGAUUGCCAGAGCCAACCCUGUCAAAACAAUGGUAUUUGUAGUAUCUCAAGCAGUGGAGUUGUAUGUAGCUGUUCACCGCCCUACUCAGGUCUGUAUUGUGAGACCCUGGUGACAUCCUGUGACCCAAAUCCGUGUCAGAAUGGUGGUCAGUGUGCUGUGGAUGAGUAUGGUGUCUUUUGUACAUGUCCAACUGGAGUGACCGGCUGGUUCUGUCAAAUUAAUGACAACUGUGCAGCAGAUAUUUGUAAUCAUCAUGGUGACUGCUGGGACAAUGAUGGUGAAGCUGUUUGUGAUUGCCAGCCUGGGUAUUCGGGAGAAUUUUGUGUAAAAAACAUAGAGGGAUGUGAGGCUGACCCCUGUGUACGGGGCACCUGUUCAGAGGAUAGUAAAGGGGCAUUCCAGUGCUCCUGUCCUCCAGGAUUUGUAGGCACCACGUGUGAGAGACUGGAUCCCUGUGGGCCACACCUCGAUCGGUCCAUCUGUCAGAAUGGUGGAAACUGUCUGGUUGUAAAGGAUGAAUAUCGUUGCAUGUGUCCACCAGGGUUCAAAGGUCAACACUGCGAGUUGGCCUAUCAUGCAUGUUCUGGGUCAGCUACACUUUGUCAAAAUGGUGGCAUUUGUGUAUUCAAUGUGUCUGCUAUACUUUCCUUCACAUGUACAUGUACACAAGUCUGGCAGAGAGGUUGGGGGGACCAUGGAUGGGAGAAUAGGGUGGAUAAGGGAGAAUUUCAUAGCUACACUGAUGCACAGUUUCCAGCACAACUCAGCUGGUUGUGA